CAGCCAUAAAUUACCCGACUAUCGGGAGCGAUAUCGAUAAGAUUGCGAGCACCUGAGCUCUGAUUGUGUUUAUCAGCGAGAGUCAAUGAAAUUCGUUCGUGUGCACCGGAGCACGUUGGAAUCCCGUCGCGAUUCGCGGGAACGUCCAAGCUGCGCGGUCGGGAUGCGACGAUCGGUAUCUUAAGUCAUUGUUCCGCCGAGAAGUCCUUGUGUUUGCCCGCCCGCGCGAUGCACCGUCCUGUUAUUUUUUCGCACGUCACGCUUCUGUUAUCAGUUCGCUAUCUACAUAGAAUUUCUGAGUCACUUUGCGCAAACGGGCUCUACUUGUACAUUGUCCCGGGUCGUCGCAUUAACGUUUGUAUUGCGAGCCGCUCGGCCGACCGUGACAUACAAGCAUCAACGCCGCAUUAUCUAUAUUCGAAUAAUGUUGAACAGUAUAGCAAAACACAUUUUACACUGCUGCCUGUUGCUCGUGGUCAUACUCGUAUUCGAAUUCGUAUCUGGUGGGCUUCGAUGGAACACCGACAAGAAAGAAGAGAUUGACCCAUGGCAACGAUACGGAUUCUUAGGCACAAUCACUUUAUACCUGCUGCGCACAGUGACGUUUCUCUCUUUGCCACAAGUCUUAUUCAACUUCAUAGGAUUAACAUUAUAUAAUGCAUUCCCUGACAAAGUAGUCCUGAAGGGCUCGCCGCUGCUCGCGCCGUUUGUCUGCAUAAGGAUAGUCACGCGCGGUGAUUAUCCGCAAUUAGUGAAAGCAAACGUGAAGAGGAACUUGAACAAAUGCAUAGAAGCUGGCCUCGAGAACUUCCAGAUCGAGGUGGUGAGCGACAAGCCGGUGGGCUUGACUCCUCACCGUAGAGUGCGGGAGGUUGUUGUUCCUCCGAAUUAUCGCACAAGUAGCGGUGCCUUAUUUAAGGCUCGUGCUUUGCAAUACUGCCUUGAGAGCUCGGUGAACGAAUUAGCCGAUCAUGACUGGAUCGUCCAUCUCGACGAAGAGACCUUGAUGACUGAGAAUUCUGUUCGCGGCAUAUUGAACUUCAUAUUAGAUGGCAAACAUCAGUUCGGCCAGGGAUUGAUCACUUACGCCAACGAAGAUGUCGUCAAUUGGAUCACCACGUUGGCCGACAGCUUCAGAGUAGCGGACGAUAUGGGCAAAUUGAGACUACAAUUCACCAUGUUUCAUAAGCCAUUCUUCAGUAUGAAGGGAUCUUAUGUUGUGACACAGAUGGGAGCAGAAAAACAAGUUUCAUUCAACAACGGAUUGGACGGAUCCGUCGCGGAAGAUUGCUUCUUCGCGAUGAAGGCGUUUUCCCAAGGGUACACGUUCAACUUCGUCGACGGCGAGAUGUGGGAGAAAUCGCCGUUCAGUCUGUGGGACUUCGUGCAGCAGAGGAAAAGAUGGCUACAAGGUAUUCUACUCGUCGUGCAUUCCAAAGCGAUUCCACUGAGAAACAAAUUGUUACUGGGCGUCUCGUGUUAUUCGUGGGUGACGAUGCCGCUCUCGACUUCCAACAUCGUUUUAGCCGGACUGUGUCCGAUCAAUUGCCCGCCGCUAAUCGAUUUUCUGUGCGCAUUCAUUGGCGCGGUAAACAUCUACAUGUAUGUGUUCGGAGUCGUUAAGUCAUUCUCCCUGUAUCGUUUCGGCGUGGCUCGAUUUAUGCUAUGCAUAUGCGGCGCGCUGUCCACUAUUCCAUUCAAUAUAAUUAUCGAGAACGUCGCGGUGAUAUGGGGCUUGUUCGGCAAGAAACACAAGUUCUACGUCGUUAACAAGGAGUACAGGCCACCGGUGACCGUAUGAUGCGACGUUAAUUUAGAACCCCCGUCUGAACUGACACUCAACAGCUAUGUAAAAUUUCCAUUGUGCAUGCGCAUUAUUAGUACCUGUACAUCUAUAUGAGAACAUACGCUCACACACAUAUACACACACACAUUAUAAAAAAACGAAAUAUUUAUAAUUAGUAUUACCCAGUUAUGCUAUUGUUAGUUUGUUAGGUAGAAAAAUCGAUCAAUCAAUUUCAGUACAGGAAUUGAAAAGUAUAUGUCUCUAUGCAGCAAUAGGUAUAUAUAUAUAGGUGCAGUAUUAAAAGUAUACUUUAUAUUUUGGCAUUAUAAAACAUUGCCAAAAAUCUGUUGAAAAGUAUUCAUCUCUGUCACAGACAUAUAUAUUUAUGCCAAUCAUACUCUCAUAGUGCAAAGUCAUACAUGUUAUAAUCUUUCCUUUGAUCUCAUGCAAACGUGUUUAGCGUUCAUUAAGUUAGCAUCCGUAUCGUUUCACGUGUUCCUCCCCUCACAUUAAACUCGCGUACUUCUCUUACAUUCUUUUUGUUACCAUCAACAUAAUUGGUUCUCGUCGUGUUCAAAAGUAUCUUUUGUUUCUGCCAUAUUCCGUAUUUUUACUUUGUUUUGUCUCUUUUUUUUUCCUUUUUAAUAUUGUCCCAUGAAAUGUUAUGAAUAAUUAAUAACAAUCCUAUCUAAAAUAUCUAUAUUUUACUUAAUAGCAAUAAGUCCUUUAUACACAUCAUUAAAAUUCGGACUACUGUGAUAAAUCUUGCUUUCCUAUAUAAUGAUAGCUUUUUUAUAUUUUAGAAAAAUAUACUUUUCUUUUUAAUCGUAAUGUUGAUGCAAAUUUGAAAAAUAGUAAUAUGAGCCAGAAAAUGUUCAUUAAUCGUUUGAUUUCACACCAUUCUCUUAAGUGAUGUAACAAAGCAUGAUCGUAUGGCGUAUAUUUAUGAAACAGUACUUAAUAAGAUCAAUUGUUUGAUGAGAUAUAAAAAUUUUUAAAGAGAUGUGAAAAUAUGUAGUGACGCGUUUUUCAUGAUAAAAUUGAAAAGUCGCUUAUGUCAUACCAUUAUCUCAAUUAGUAAUUU
Molecule: messenger RNA, 2870 nt
Organism: Dinoponera quadriceps
Lineage: Eukaryota; Metazoa; Arthropoda; Insecta; Hymenoptera; Formicidae
Gene: egh
Product: beta-1,4-mannosyltransferase egh
Exons: 3
Coding region: 425-1801 (458 amino acids)
Cellular component (GO): cytoplasm
Molecular function (GO): beta-1,4-mannosyltransferase activity
Source: RefSeq, a predicted model, not a curated record